AGACAAAGGAACCCAUUGCAGAUGGAGGACACGCAGCGACCCGUGAUGCACCAGUUCAAAGUGAAGCUGGCACAAUCGGACGAGCAAAAACAGCAAACGGUCCCGUCCACAUCUUACGGUGGGCCAUUGCUGCAAGAGGUGCCGCUGUCCGCACUCGGAUUUACGGGUGAGCAGCCAAUCGAUUGGGAUAACAUAAUUCUCCCGGAGAAGACCGACUUGUAUCAGGAGUUGGCCAGGCGUAUCACAAAUUACAAGAACGCCGAUUGCAUUGUGCGGAUCGAUCAGGACGAGUUCCACUGCCACUUGCUCGUGCUGCAGAGCUACAGCGUCUUCUUCGACGAGAAGAAUUGCAAGGAGAUCGACUUGACCGGGAGCGGCGUGUCCUCGAACGCGUUCUCCAUUAUCUACGAUUGGAUGAUCAGCCCGCAGAACGAGAGCUGCCGCCUUCUGCAGAGGGACAACAUCUUGGACAUCUUCAUCGCUGCUCAAUAUCUUUGCAUUAAAGAAUUAGAGGAGCAGUGCUGGGCUUUCAUAGACAACGACGAGCUGUUCUCCGAGGACACGGCGUUCCUGCUCUACCUAGAGGCCAGGAAGAGCAGGAACACAGCCGUGAUGGAGCUGAUGGUGCCGAGGAUCAUGAAGUUCUUCCUGAUGCUCGUCAGCACCAGAGACUUCCUCGAGCUGAGAAUCGAGGAGCUCUGCCUGCUGUUGAAGUCGAACUACAUCUGCGUGAACAGCGAAAUGGAGGUCCUGAUGUCCGCGGUUCGAUGGCUGAUGCACGACUGGGAGGACAGAAAGAAGCACAUGCUGGAGGUGAUGAGAUGCGUCCGGUUCGGGCUGAUCGCCCCGUGGCAAUUGGUGGACGUGAAAAGGAACCCGGAGAACCCUGAGUUCAUGGAGCUGAUGUCCUACCCGGAGGUGCAGAAGAUGGUCGACGACGGAUUAGCUUUCGUCAUCAUCAAGUAUUGGUACGGUAAUCAGACCGAGGAUUACUAUCACUGGAUCGACUUGCUGGGACUCAGCGAGCCGACCAAUCGCAAUUGGGCCGGAGAGGACAAGAACUACGUGACAUACAGAGAAUUCCUGCUGUACCUCGAGGAAUACCAAAAAACGAAGAUAGCAGAGCUAAAAGCUCGAAAAUCUCGCAGAAAACCCACUCCGCCCCGCUCGCCGCCCAACGAUUACACGUUCGCGUCUCCCAGAGGCGUCAUCGAUCAUCCUCAAAGCUCGGGCGACAGCGGAGCCGUUCAAAAUAGCGAGGCGCUGCACCCGAAGAACUCAGCCCCGCCGACCAAGAUGUCAGGGAUGCCGAUACCGCCGAAAUUCAUGAACGAGUACUUGACCCACCUGGAACGAAACAGAGGGAGCAAGGCGCGAGCUGCGAACACGGUCGCCUUUGACGGCAGGUUCAACGGCGGCGGGGAAUCGGCCAAAGCUGCCCAUAAAUCAUCGGGUAUCGAGAAGCCCGGGUGGGAGCAGCCUCGACAGUUCGCGAAUCUGCCGAACGCCAGCAAAUUGGAUUACGGGACCCGACAGGAGAAGAACACGCCGGAUGUUUGCCGAUGCCAGCAACACGACUCGGGUCUGAUAUUUUCCGCGAGGAUGCAGCAGACGAGACGUAAGAUGCCGAGGGACCGCGAGCAUUGCGCGGACUCCGGCAAAUCCGAGGAGGAGGCGGCCACCAUGAUACAGGCCGUCUUCAGAGGAUAUAAGGCCAGAAGGAGAUUUCACGAAAUAAAGGUAUCAACGUCGGAGGCGAAACGGAAUAUCAAGAAGGUGGCGGAACUUCUGGCGAUCCCGAUGGGCGAGGCAUCGCGCAAGUCCUUGGUGGAGUCUGUCGGAAUUUCAAACAGUUCGGCAAACCAAAUCAGAAAUGGGAAGGUGGAAGCAGCAUGGCCGGCAAACUCGAGGACCAAGAAGAUGGAACAGCCGAGGCGGACGCAAAGUCAACGGCCCGGCGAGAACAAAUCGGACCAGGCGAGAAAUGUUUGCGACGAGCGUGCGCCUUCUUACGUGUCCGGGGAGCAAAGACCGCAGCCGACGCCGAGGAACACGUCGCAUCCACGAAAUACAACGAACGCUAUCACGACUAUCAAGUCGCCGAGAUUUUUCGUGAAUCGAAGUGAGAUUGUCGGCACGGCGUUGGAUAACACUGACACGGAGGAGCCGCUGUCACCGCGAUCCGACGGAAAAUCGACCGGAACUGAUGUCGAUGACAAUGCUGCGAACAAUGCGAUGUCCGAGACCAACUCCGAGUAUUCUGUCCAGAUACGAACUCCGAGCUGCGCGCAGCCAUUUUCCACCGUCGACAGCUGCUUCUACGAGGAGUCUCUGUAUUUCCCCGAUCGAGAGUCGGUACUCGUAUUCGGCGGUGUAGAUCCCCACGACGAUUAUGGUCGCGGCGGAAACACCGGCCGAGCUAUCUACAGAUUCAAGUCUGACGGGAACAUUUGGGAAUUCGUUGGAGAAAUUCCUCAGCCGCGACAUCAUCAUUCGGUUGCUUACCUAAGAGGCCGUAUCUACGUAGUGGGCGGAGCGGAUCCUCUGGAAGACAAACUGCACAGAAAGAGCACCGCGGUCGGCAGCGUCUGGAGCUACGACCCGACCACCAGGACUUGGUUCAAUGAACCUGGCAUGCUGACAGCCAGAAAGGACUUCGGAUUGGUGGUCAGUCACGGGAAAAUGUACGCGAUAGGAGGCCAAGGCAGGAACGGGAUAACGCUGAAGUCGAUGGAGGCUUUCGAUCCAUCAGAUUCCACGUGGAGGGAGAUGCAACCGAUGCAGAUCGCGAGGGUGGGACCUGCCAGCGUGAAAUAUCGGGAUCUUAUCUGGGUCGCUGGCGGGAUGACAAAAUCGAAGAAAGAGAUGUUCUCGAAGGACGUCGAGUGCUACGACCCGAUCAAAAAUUUGUGGCUGAGAGCGGUGUCUUUGAGGUCGCCGAGGUGUUUCGCCUCGUUCUACGUCGUCGACGACUGUCUCUACGUGAUCGGCGGAGCCUCGACCACUGAAAUCACCGCCCAAAGCAGCAACGACGUCGACGUGUGGGACGAGGAAGAAUGCGUAUGGAAGGAACAAGCGAAAAUGUCGAUCGCGAGACACGGACACUCUGUCGGCUCAAUAGGUGAGCAGCUCUUAAUAAUCGGCGGCGUAACUACAGUAUUCAUGAAAACGCUGAGCAACGUGGAGUGUUACUGCUGCGACAUUGGGAAAUGGAUGAAGGGCAUUUCAGCCCUUCCGCAGCCCGUUUCCGGUCACGGAACCGUGUCCUUGCCGCCGGCAAAUCUCCUAAUAGAUCACUGAUAAUUGUGGAAAAAACGUUACUCCUUUACAUUUAAUAAUUGACGUAUUAAACCUUUAUUUUCCGUUAUUUAUACACGAGUUUUUUUCGUAAUUGUAUUUUGAUUUUUUUGUAUGGUGUACAUGUACGAUUUCAUAAGGAAACUUUACUCGGGUUAUUUUUUAUAAAUAAAACAGAAAUCAACGUUUUAUCCAAUUCGAGUAUUUUUUGUCGAGAGAUUUUUAAAAAAUUGAGAAUAGAUUCAAUGUCUAUUAUCAGAAUAUUGGACAGCGUUUCUUGUGGUAAGGCAUAAGUUCGAAAUUGGCGCAGAAUUCAUAUUUAAAAAUUAGAAAAUAAACUGCAAGGCGUUUGAAAAAUUAUAUCAUGUCGUUUAAUAUAUGUACAGAAAAAUAGUUCUACACAUGGAUCCAAAAGUCCUACCAGUGGACGAUAGAAACAUUUAUAUUUUGUGAAAGUAUUCUUUUUUAUGGAUAAAAAUAAAACUGACAGAACUGUUAA
Messenger RNA from Megalopta genalis, 3796 nucleotides. NCBI's taxonomy places the organism in Eukaryota, Metazoa, Arthropoda, Insecta, Hymenoptera, Halictidae. The record is from RefSeq and is a predicted model, not a curated record.